Parascedosporium putredinis is the source of this 1644-nucleotide messenger RNA. NCBI's taxonomy places the organism in Eukaryota, Fungi, Ascomycota, Sordariomycetes, Microascales, Microascaceae. The record is from the annotation of a GenBank genome assembly.
AUGGCAGGCACCGACAAUAAAACCGGGCGCUUAGCCAUCAAAUUCGAGCACCUACUACGCGGCGACGGCGCGUUAGUGGGUGGAAAGAACUCGUCGCUAGGCGAAAUGAUCCAGGCCCUCGUGUCCAAGGGCGUCGCCGUCCCCUCCGGAUUCGCCACAACCUCCCAGGCCUACUGGCUCUACGUCGACCACAACCAGCUGCGCGAAAAGAUUGCCACGCUCACGGCGGAAUGGCAGCAGGGUCACCUCACAUUGGCCGAGACGGGUCAGACCGUGCGUCGUCUAUUUCUCCGCGGAACGUGGCCUCCCGAUGUAGAAGAGGCCAUUCGCGCGGGAUACCGCGAACUAUCGGCGACGGCCGGCGUCAAGGACCUCAGCGUGGCGGUGCGGUCGAGCGCGACGGCGGAAGACUUGCCCGAUGCCAGUUUCGCCGGACAACAGGAGAGUUUCCUCAACAUCACGGGCGAGGGCCCUCUUCUAGACGCGUGUCGACGGUGUUACGCCUCGCUCUUCACGGAUCGGGCCAUCAGCUACCGCCAGACCAAGGGGUUCGACCAUACGAGCGUGGCACUGUCCAUCGGUAUCCAGCGCAUGGUGCGCUCCGACGCCGCGGGCUCCGGAGUCAUGUUCUCCAUCGACACGGAGAGCGGCUUCGACAAAGUCGUGCUUAUCAAUGCCGCGUGGGGCCUGGGCGAGAACGUCGUGCAGGGCGCCGUGAACCCGGACGAGUACCAGGUGUUCAAGCCGCUGCUCGGAGACACGAGCCUCGUCCCGAUCCUGGAGAAGAAGCUUGGCGACAAGCAGAUCAAGAUGGUCUACGGCACCAAGGAUAUGCCCACGCGAAAUGUGCCGACAUCCAAAGCCGAACGAGCCACGUUUGUCCUCAGCGACCAAGAAAUCUUGCAACUUGGGCGCUGGGCAUGCACGAUCGAGGAUCACUACAAAUGUCCGAUGGACAUGGAGUGGGCCAAAGACGGCAUCACCGGCGAGCUGUUCAUCGUCCAGGCCCGUCCCGAGACGGUCCACUCUCGCCGCGAUGCCGCCCUCAUGAAGACGUACAAGGUCGCCAACAAAGGUCGUGUCCUGAUCAAGGGCCUAUCCAUCGGCGAUGCGGCGGUGUCCGGAAGACUCUGCCUCAUCACUUCGGCAAAGGAUAUCGACAAAUUCGUGGACAACUCGAUCCUGGUCACGGAGACGACAGACCCCGAUUGGGUGCCCGUGAUGAAGCGCGCCGCCGCCAUCAUCACCGACCAAGGCGGGCGCACGUCUCACGCGGCCAUCGUGAGUCGAGAGCUGGGACUCCCCGCCAUCGUGGGAACCGGAAACGCCACCUAUCUCCUCCACAGCGGCCAGGAUGUCACCGUCUCCUGCGCCGAAGGUACCACGGGCUAUGUCUACGACGGCAUCUCCGACAUCACCACGCAGACGGUCGACCUCACGGGCCUACCCGAAGUGCGCACCAAGGUGAUGCUCAACCUCGCCAACCCCGAGACUGCGUUCCGAUGGUGGAGGCUGCCGGUGGACGGGAUUGGCCUCGCGCGCAUGGAGUUCGUCGUGAGCAACGCCAUCCAGGUCCACCCCAUGGCGCUCGUACGCUACGAUACGCUCAAGGACGACAAGGCCAAGGAGGAGAUCCAAAGCUGA